GGCGCGCGAGAUAGAGAGACGGAAAGGAGAGAGAGAGAGAGAGAGAGAAGGAAGGAAGGAGGCGUUUUUCCGACCGGCUCUGACGGCGCGCGCGAAGGGGCGGCGGUCUCGCCGAGCGAAAGAUCAACAAAGGGAGCGAAGCCGCUCGGUUUCCGAACGACGACGUCGUCGCGGCCAGGAGGUCCCCGGACGAGCGAGACGGAGAGCUGGCGGAAAGCGGAGCGUCCCCCCCCCCCCGCGCGAGCGAACACCUGUGCGUGAUGCGAGGCGGGUGUGCGGACAGUGCAUCCCGACACUGCAGCUCGUGCGUACGUACGCACGGGACGGGAGACGAGUAGUCGUGCAGGAGUCGCCGGAAGCAGCGGUCGCGUCGCGCCGCCGCGCGUAACCGUUAAAGAUCCGUCCUCGCGUACAUCACGGCGUGUGAUUCUCAUCCCCCCUCGCCCCCCGCUACCCCUCCCCUGUCGGGGCAUUAACACGAGGAACCGUCGCGCGGUGCGAGUUUCGAUCGUGUGCGAGUGCGCGCGUGUGUGUCCGGUGCUCUACGUACGUGUUCUCUGUUUUGUAGCCGGAUAUCAACCCCGGUCGUCAACAGUUCCCGACUUUGACGUUUCGACCGACGUUCCGUCGACGUUUCGUGCGGGGUUGGAAAAAGAAUAAACAUGGUGGUGGUGGUGCGAGAGCGCGACGAGAUCGAGCGAGACGGACAGACGGAUAGUUAGACGGAGAAGGAAAGAGUCUCGCGAGAGAGAGCGAGAGGAGGAGCGACGACGGCGGCAGCAGUGUGGCAGCGAUCGGCCAGCAGUCGGUUCGCCAGAAGCGACGAAUUCGAUCGGCGCUUCCUUUGUCCGCGCUUCGAGAGAGAGAGAAAGAGAGAGGGAAGGGAAGCGAUUCGCGGUGAGACACGCGGCCCGAUUGAUGUCAACGAUACGACGACGUUUCGCGCGACCCUCGAGACGCGGCCUGCGAGUUUGCAUCGUCGCCCGACUCGAUUUUCGUGCACGCUGUCAACACGCCGCUGUCCAAGGGCACUAAAGUGUCAGCCGGGAUUCUCAUCGCGUCAUCCAGCCGCGACGUUACUAAUCGACGAACGACGGCGACGACGACGUCGCGGUGCAUGGUGUUAUGUCGUCGCCGACCGAGAGCCGCGUGAUUCGUCGGUGCCGGUGACGAAAAGCGUCCGUUCCCGACGAAGAGAGGACGGGAUUAGGAUGUGAGAAAGGUGGAAGGUAUCUCGUGGAGAAAGAGAGAGGCGGAAGGGGAGAGAGGAAAAUUUGGGAAACGAUUCUCCCACACGGCCAUUCGGGUAUCUAAUCAAAAGAAGAGAGGAAAAAUACACUCAUUGCUCGAGACUAUAACCGGUGAGUGCGAACGAGUGCGCGCGAAAUUUGUCAUUCGCCUCAAGUGUACUUGUUAAGUGAAUGUUUAUGUAAAUCGACAGGUAAAUCAGCGGAAAGGCGGAGGAUACGAUCUAUAAUCGCGGCGAGAGGAGCGGCAGUUUCUGGCCAUCGAAUCGACAACAAUGAGACUCGGGCCGGCGAGUCGCGAAGAUCCGGCGACUAGAUUUCCCGAGGGUAUUUUCGGGCGCUGACGAACGGCGUCGAACGGAACAGCAGCGGCACGGCAACAGCGACUGCGACGUAGUCGUCAAAUUCGCGACGGCCCGGUGCCAAUAACCUCCGUGUAACCAGUCGGAGGUUGGGUAGGCCGCUUCCUCGCACGGCGAUGAUGCGUUCGCCCUCGUCGCGCGCGACAGAUCGUAAAAUUAGAAGACGCGAGGAGGCCCGCGAAGCCGAAAAGAGAGACGUCGCGAGCGAGCGACGACGAAGAAGAAAAGGCCCGGAUGGUAGGCACCGGCUGACGAUGUUCAACGUGCGGGACUCCCGCUGGCGGAUCGACGCGUGUGACGGUGUACGUGAGGAAAGUGCGGUUCCAUAGUUCCUCCUCUCUUCGCGCGAGUGCGAGGAUCGCCUUCGUGUUCAAGAGUCGGGCUCUGACCAUCGACCGAGAGGAUAUCGGUCGAUUAAACCCGCGCCCGGCGUCUUAACUCGUCGAAACGCGAGUGCAACUUGUCUAGUCUGCUGCAUUUACUUGUGCGAGGAUCGCCGCGAUUCCCGGGGAUGCAAUUAGAGGAAUUGAUUUCGUCGGCAGGCAGCUCCACGUGCGAUUCACUCCGACGAGUCUUGAGUUUCUGACGCAAUCGCACAUUCCCGUCCGGGAGCUAGGCAUUUUCCGGCUUUCCUCGGAACGAGACUGACCCGUCGCGGGUUCCUGUAGUCGAUUAUAAUUUAUUCAAACCGCGCUGUCAAACGCAGCAUGUCUCUCGUCCAGUUUGGGCUAUUAUUCUUCGACGCGUCCGGCGAGGGGGCGAGAAAACGCGGAGAAUCGCUGAUCGCACCGCGCUGAUCCACUAGUAUUUCGCGUAUCAUCCCGAUGACGAGCCUCGACAAGGACAAAACAGAGCGAACGCGAACAAAUGGGCACCAAUGAUUAGCUUGGCUCUAUCGGCGGCGGCAAGCAGGAUCGAGAUGCCCCUCUCCAAAUCGAAUCCGUUCGUGCCGGCGAGCGCAAUCUCGACGCAGCCGUACAUCUCGAGCAGCGAGAGCAGCAAUCAUCUGCCGCCGAUCAUCAAAGGUACCGGGCUGAAGCAGACCGGUGGCGGUGGCGGCGGCGGCGGAGGCGGAGGCGGCGGUGGUGACGAGUCCGUGCCUUACCCGGGUUAUCAGAGACUACCGUGGAAAGGCGAGAGCCUGAAUAACUGGCCCGUGAGCCACAACCCCAGUCACAACUCGCACUCGCAGCCCAACAGCCAGUCGAGCAGCCCGGUCGUGAGAAACGGACGUUCCGAUGGCAACUCCAAUAGCGGUAGCGGCCGCGGGGGGGCCGGGGGCGGCGGCGAGGGUGGAGGAAACGGCGGUAGCGGCAGCAACAGCAUCGUCAGCGUCAAACCGAAGACGGCGACCAUCACGCCGGAGAUGGUGAUGAAGCUGUACAUGAACAAGCUGACGCCUUACGAGCAUCACGAGAUCUUCAACUACCAGCAGAUCUACUUCAUCGGCGCGAAUGCGAAGAAGCGGCCGGGCAUCAUCGGUCGGCCCAACAACAACGAGUACGACAACGAACAGGGCUCGUACAUCCAUGUGCCCCACGACCACGUGGCGUAUCGCUACGAGGUGCUGCGCGUGAUCGGCAAGGGCUCGUUCGGCCAGGUGGUCAAGGCCUACGAUCAUAAGACGCACGAGCACGUGGCGCUCAAGAUGGUGCGCAACGAAAAGCGCUUCCACCGUCAGGCGCACGAGGAAAUACGCAUAUUGCGUAAGCUGCGCGAGCAGGACAAGGACAACACCAUGAACAUCAUUCACAUGUUCGACUCGUUCACCUUCCGCUGUCACAUGUGCAUCACCUUCGAGCUGCUCAGCAUCAAUUUGUACGAGCUCAUCAAGAAGAACAACUUCAAGGGCUUCAGUUUGCAACUCGUGCGCAAGUUCUCGCACUCGCUGCUGCUCUGCCUGGAUGCGCUCUACAAGAACAAGAUUAUACACUGCGACAUGAAGCCGGAGAACGUGUUGCUCAAGCAGCAGGGUCGCAGCGGCAUCAAGGUGAUAGAUUUCGGUUCGAGCUGCUAUGAAAAUCAACGGGUAUACACUUACAUCCAGAGUCGCUUUUACCGAGCACCGGAAGUGAUAUUAGGCGCAAGAUACGGCAUGCCGAUCGAUAUGUGGAGCCUCGGUUGCAUCCUGGCGGAGCUUUUUACUGGUUUCCCGCUGCUGCCGGGCGAGGACGAGGCGGACCAACUGGCGUGCAUCAUCGAGAUGCUGGGCAUGCCGCCGCAGCGGCUGCUACAGAACUCGAAGCGUUCGCGCCAGUUCAUCAGCUCGAAGGGCUACCCGAAGUACUGCACCGCGACGGCGAUGCCGGACGGAACGACAGUGCUAAGCGGGGGUCUAUCGAGACGAGGAAAGCUACGUGGUCCGCCAGGCUCGCACGAUCUCGAGCGCGCCCUCAAGGGUUGCGAUGACGUGCUGUUCCUGGAUUUUCUAAGACGUUGUCUCGUGUGGGAGCCGGAGUACCGGAUGACGCCCAACAAGGCGCUCAGGCAUCCGUGGCUGCGCCGUCGACUACCAAGGCCGCCGGGCGAUAAGAACGACACGCUACCGGCGGUUACGUCGGCGCAGCCCGCGACCACUGGCGGUCCCACCCUGAGGACGUCCGCGUCCGGCAGCAGGAGUUCCAGCAAGACCAACAGUCUACAGAGUGGCAAUAACACCAACGACGACAUCGCCGCGAGCAAGACGACGGGUCAGCAGAGGGCAAACCGCUUGGUAGAGGACGUAGUGUCCACUUACGCGGUUUAUCCGUCGUACGGCGCGUCUCAACUACACGGUAGCACUUGGAGCACGACGGGAGGACUGAGCAGUGGCCACCAAUCGCUCAAUUCCGUCGGUGGCGGCGGCGGUGGCGGCAGAAGUUCCUCCAGCAAGACUAACAGCUUGCAGAGCAGUAAUAAUACCAGCGACGAUAUCGCCACGAGUAAACCUACCGGCCAGCAAAGAGGAAACCGUUUGGUGGAGGACGUAGUUUCCACUUGCGCGGGUUACUCGUCGUACGGCACCUCCCAAUUGCACGGUAGCACUUGGGGUACAACGGGAGGGCUGAGCAGCGGUCAUCAAUCGCUCAAUUCUGUAAGUAGCAGGAGCUCCAGCAAGACUAACAGCCAGUUACAAGGUGGUAACAAUGCGGCAACUGCCGAUAUCUCCGCGAGCAAGACAGACCGUCAGCAGCAGAGAGAUCGUACGAGCGAAUUGCCGGUAACGAUCUUUGACUCUUAUCCUCUUGGAUCUUACGGUUGCCUGUCCGAGCAAUUGCACGGGAAUCAUCGGACGAACCAGAGCAGUAGUCAUCAAUCGCUCAAUUCCGUCGAUGGUGCGACGACUGGCAAGUCGCAGCGCGCUCGUCAAACGCAUCAAACGCAACAACAACAGCACAAUAAUAACGGCACGUCGCAUGACAAUUACGGCUCUCAUGGCUCCUCGAGCGGUUCCAGCCGGUUAGUAUUGUCGCUUCAUCCGGCGGUCCAGGAGAUUCUCGAGGAGCUGAGACGAUAGGCCGAGAUGCGAGACCACCCUUUCUCUCCUCUUCGACUCAUCCGAUCAUUGCCAUCCUCGGCGCUGCUUCUGAAUAUUUCGUAUUCGACGAUCGUGCGGUUUCCUCAUAGAUAAAAAAAAAAUACGCAAGGAUAAGAAUGAUCCGGUCUCGGUUAACCGACGUAAAACUCGGCUGUGGUUCGCUGCCUGCCGUUCGGACAACAUUCGAUCCGUAUCGCCUCCUUAACUUAAUAUCGAGAGGGAAGAAGGGUGGUCAUCUCAUCAGCGAUCUCGGAUUCACCGCUGUGAUUCACACAUUGCGUUUCUACAAUCGCCGGUGUGGCUAGUUGUAAGUGGGAUGUGAAAUAGUUAUAAUCUAGCGAGAUCACAGAAGAGAUUCGUUCCAUGAAAUAUGUAUGAAAAAAUAUAGUCAUAAAUGUUCUUUUGAAACUCAUUUAAUCGAAUGAUCGAGUCUGAAAUAUUAUUUCGAGAAGGACUAAUAAUCGUGAAAAUCUUAAUUAACGGAAGAAGGAAACGGUAAUUUGAAAAUAUGCGAAAAGUUUCGUCUAAGUAAAUGAUAAUUAAAUCAAGGCUGGUGUGAUCUUUUAAUGCUAUUUAUGCGAUUCGAUAUUUACAAUAUUCUGUUUUUCGCAAUCGUGUAAGUAUCUUCUUAAUA
This is a messenger RNA of Camponotus floridanus (Florida carpenter ant), 5760 nucleotides long. Its product is annotated as dual specificity tyrosine-phosphorylation-regulated kinase 2. Gene Ontology annotation, biological process: peptidyl-serine phosphorylation; peptidyl-threonine phosphorylation. Gene Ontology annotation, molecular function: protein serine/threonine/tyrosine kinase activity; protein serine/threonine kinase activity; ATP binding. The coding region runs from base 2487 to 5105 and encodes 872 amino acids. The record is from RefSeq and is a predicted model, not a curated record. The transcript is spliced from 2 exons. Lineage: Eukaryota; Metazoa; Arthropoda; Insecta; Hymenoptera; Formicidae. Gene Ontology annotation, cellular component: nucleus.